AUGAGCGGAGUACUUGGUCCGGUUAUCGGAGGUAUCGUUACCCGGUACACAAGUUGGAGAUGGAUAUUUUGGAUGAAGUGCACCAACCGGCAUCGUGCCUUUGAUAUUGUUCUAUCUGUGCAUCAAAAGUGGGAAGAAAACCUCGCAACGACGUUUCCAUGGAGACUCAUCAAGAAUAGAGUCUACAUGUUCGGUCUAGCCACCACUUUACUUAUGGGAUUUCCUUACUUUGUGGUAAUUUACAGUCUGCCGCUACGCUUCCAGGUUGUCAAUGGGAAGAGUCCGUUGACCGCAGGACUGAGAUUACUACCUAUGUUAGGAUCAACCGCGGUAGCGAGUUUUCUAGGCGGAAUGCUUAACGGAAAAAAAAGCACUGUUUCUCCGUCUACAUUAUCAAAUACCGAGUAUGUAGAAGCUAAGACCUAUGGCUUUUUAGUAUUUGUCGGUUUAGGCUUCGGAUUAACAGUAUCAACAGUAUCAAUGCUAUUCAACUACGAAUCCUCCAUCCGCGACCACGCCGUAGCCCAAGGCAUCACAUCACAAGCACGCAUCCUCGGCGGCAGCAUCGGCAUAGCAGCCAGUACUACCAUCCUCAGUCGAUCCCAACAAACACAAUUAACCGACAUCGUAACCCGAGAACAACUUGCCUCGUUAGAAUCUUCAGCAAAUUCAAUGACAUUUACGCAACUCCAUGCAGUGAGACAAGCUUACGCGGAUUCGUUUAGCGAGGAUAUGAAAGUUUGCGCGAUAGUGGCGGGUUUGUGUGUUUUGGUAGUGGUGGGGACGUGGAAGAGGAAUUUGGUUACGGUUGAGCAGAGAUUUCGGGAGCAAAUUGAAAAGGAAGUAAGGAGGUUGAAGGGUGGAGUUACUCAGGUGAGGGGUUUGGAAGAAGGGAAGUCUUGA
Botrytis porri is the source of this 903-nucleotide messenger RNA. RefSeq lists its product as uncharacterized. NCBI's taxonomy places the organism in Eukaryota, Fungi, Ascomycota, Leotiomycetes, Helotiales, Sclerotiniaceae. The coding region runs from base 1 to 903 and encodes 300 amino acids. Gene Ontology annotation, molecular function: transmembrane transporter activity. The transcript is spliced from 5 exons. The record is from RefSeq and is a predicted model, not a curated record. Gene Ontology annotation, biological process: transmembrane transport.